ACGUUUAUGUCGUGUUCGUCUCGCCCCAACCAUCCAUCCGAGAACGACAAUUAGUUAUUUUAUUUAUUUAUUUAUUUUUAUAUUAUAUAUAUAUAUAUAUAAAAUUUAAAAUCCAUUGGAACAAAAAAAAAAAAAAAAAACAAAGCGAGGAGUUCUAAGUUGUAAGAAACUCCUUCUCUCUCACUCUCCACCACCACCACCAGUUUUUUUUCCCUUCCUCCCUCCAGAGACUUCUCUUUCCCUCUCAAUCGCUUUUCUUUUUGAAGCCUAUUGAAGCUGGCUCAGUGGUAGAAUAGCUGCUUUCAAGGACUGUGAAGGAAAAGCUUUGCUGGUGUGGUAAUGGCUACCGGAGCCGUUCCAGCUUCUUUUACGGGUCUGAAGAGCAGGGACUCAAGCUUAGGCUUUGCUAAAAGCUUCGAUUUUGUUAAAGUCUCUGAUCUGAAGAGGGUUAAUUAUGGUAGGAAAAGAAUCUCGGUGAUUCGGAAUUCAAAUCCCGGCUCCGAUAUUGCCGAACUUCAGCCCGCUUCCGAGGGCAGCCCUUUGUUAGUUCCUAGGCAGAAGUAUUGCGAAUCGGUACACAAAACUGUUAGAAGGAAGACACGGACUGUGUUGGUUGGAAAUGUGGCUAUUGGCAGUGAGCAUCCGAUAAGGAUUCAGACAAUGACUACAAGUGACACGAAGGAUGUUGCAGCAACAGUUGAAGAGGUAAUGAGAAUAGCCGACAAGGGAGCAGAAAUUGUUCGAAUAACAGUUCAAGGGAAGAAAGAAGCAGAUGCUUGUUUUGAUAUUAAGAAUACUCUUGUACAGAAAAAUUAUAACAUACCUCUCGUGGCAGAUAUUCAUUUUGCUCCUUCUGUUGCAUUAAGAGUAGCUGAGUGCUUUGACAAAAUUCGUGUCAACCCUGGAAAUUUUGCUGACAGACGGGCUCAGUUUGAGAAGCUAGAAUACACUGACGAUGAUUAUCAAAAAGAACUUGAGCAUAUUGAGAAGGUUUUUACCCCAUUGGUUGAAAAAUGUAAAAAAUAUGGAAGAGCAAUGCGUAUUGGGACGAACCAUGGCAGCCUUUCUGAUCGUAUAAUGAGCUACUAUGGUGAUUCUCCAAGGGGAAUGGUUGAAUCUGCAUUUGAAUUCGCAAGGAUUUGUAGGAAAUUGGACUACCAUAAUUUUGUUUUCUCAAUGAAAGCAAGCAAUCCAGUUGUCAUGGUACAGGCUUAUCGUCUUCUUGUUGCUGAAAUGUAUGUUCAAGGCUGGGAUUACCCAUUACACUUGGGAGUUACUGAAGCUGGAGAAGGUGAGGAUGGGCGGAUGAAAUCUGCAAUUGGCAUUGGGACCCUUCUUCAGGAUGGAUUGGGAGAUACUAUCAGGGUUUCACUUACUGAACCACCAGAGGAGGAGAUAGAUCCCUGCAGAAGGUUGGCUAACCUGGGCAUGAAAGCAGCUGAUCUUCAGCAAGGGGUGGCUCCAUUUGAAGAGAAGCACAGGCAUUAUUUUGAUUUUCAGCGCCGAUCUGGUCAAUUGCCAAUUCAAAAGGAGGGUGAGGAGGUGGAUUAUAGAGGUGUACUGCAUCGUGAUGGCUCUGUUCUCAUGUCAGUAUCCCUAGAUCAGUUAAAGAUGCCAGAACUCCUGUACAAGUCACUAGCAGCAAAACUUGUUGUUGGCAUGCCAUUUAAGGAUCUGGCAACAGUGGACUCAAUCUUAUUGAGAGAACUUCCUCGAGUUGAUGAUGUUGAUGCUCGGUUAGCUCUCAAAAGGUUAAUAGACAUAAGUUUGGGAGUGAUAACUCCCUUGUCAGAGCAAUUAACUAAGCCCCUGCCCAAUGCCAUGGUUCUAGUAAAUCUUAAGGAAUUAUCAACUGGUGCAUACAAGCUUUUGCCAGAAGGAACACGCUUGGUUGUCUCUUUACGUGGUGAUGAACCUUAUGAGGAGCUGGAAAUUCUCAAAAGCGUUGAUGCUACAAUGAUUCUUCAUGAUCUACCCUUCGAUGAAGCUAAGAUCAGCAGAGUGCAUGCUGCAAGGAGGCUUUUUGAGUAUCUGCAAGACAAUGCCCUGAGCUUCCCUGUAAUACACCAUAUUCAGUUUCCUAAUGGAAUUCAUAGUGAUGAUUUGGUUAUCGGUGCGGGUACAAAUGCGGGGGCACUUUUAGUAGAUGGACUUGGAGAUGGUAUUUUACUAGAGGCCCCAGAUAAGGAUUUUGAUUUUCUUAGAAAUACAUCCUUCAACUUACUACAAGGUUGCAGAAUGCGGAAUACAAAGACGGAGUAUGUUUCAUGCCCAUCUUGUGGCAGAACUUUGUUUGACCUUCAAGAAAUAAGUGCACAAAUACGAGAAAAGACAUCACACCUGCCUGGCGUUUCAAUUGCUAUCAUGGGUUGCAUUGUAAAUGGACCUGGAGAGAUGGCUGAUGCAGACUUUGGGUAUGUUGGUGGUGCUCCUGGAAAGAUUGACCUUUAUGUUGGGAAGACUGUGGUGAAGCGCGGAAUUGCAAUGGAACAUGCAACUGAAGCAUUGAUCGAGCUGAUAAAAGAGAACGGUCGAUGGGUUGACCCUCCUGCAGAAGAAGAGCAAGAGUAGCCGGUAGAAAGAAGGGGUUGAGUGGGGAUCAUUAUCGACAUUCUGUUGUACAUUUUUGAGGUACAUGUUUGAGCCCUCGUCAAAAAGCAUUACAAGUAUAGCAACAAAAUAUCUAAAGCUGAACGCACUAUGCAUGUAUAAUUUUAUAUGCAAAGCAGCAGCUUAAUAUGGAAAUCUCAUGUAGUGUACGGUUAAACAUUGUAGUAAUGCUCCAAUGUGAUGCUAAAUCACGAGUUACUGAUGAAAAUGCAAAGCGGAGAUACAGUAGCUAGAAAAUUUCUCUGUAGUUUAUAGUUUUGUGGCUUUGCUAAAGUGGUGGCAUUGUUAAUCUUAUCAAUAAGCAUAUUAUCUAAAUAAAAAUGUAGAGAUGAUUGAAUC
Ziziphus jujuba (common jujube) is the source of this 2949-nucleotide messenger RNA. Its product is annotated as 4-hydroxy-3-methylbut-2-en-1-yl diphosphate synthase (ferredoxin), chloroplastic. Gene Ontology annotation, cellular component: chloroplast. The coding region runs from base 340 to 2571 and encodes 743 amino acids. Gene Ontology annotation, molecular function: 4-hydroxy-3-methylbut-2-en-1-yl diphosphate synthase activity (ferredoxin); iron ion binding. The record is from RefSeq and is a predicted model, not a curated record. The transcript has 20 exons. Gene Ontology annotation, biological process: isopentenyl diphosphate biosynthetic process, methylerythritol phosphate pathway; terpenoid biosynthetic process. NCBI's taxonomy places the organism in Eukaryota, Viridiplantae, Streptophyta, Magnoliopsida, Rosales, Rhamnaceae.